Molecule: messenger RNA, 522 nt
Organism: Entrophospora sp. SA101
Lineage: Eukaryota; Fungi; Glomeromycota; Glomeromycetes; Entrophosporales; Entrophosporaceae
Source: the annotation of a GenBank genome assembly
AUGGACUACAAAAAAUUAUUAGAAAAGUUAAAAGAAUACAAGGGAGAUGGCUCGGACUAUCUUCACACUACCUAUGAAUUAGGAAAUAAUAAUGCUGACAAGGAAAUUGAAGCGGAAAUUGCCAAUUCCCAAAACGAAUUACAAAAUAUAAAAAAGCAAAUCGCUAAUACAGACAGUCCCGCCAAAAAGAAUGAAUUAGAAAAAGAAAUUAAUGGCCUGGAAAAUCACAUAAAGGAUUUAAAGAAGAAACGAAACCAAAAAAACUUCACAAAAACAACAGCCUCACCACAAGGAGUUUUACAAGGCGAAUUGGGGGUCGGCAAAACCACCUUGACCCAAUUGCUAGCCAAAAAUCUGGAAAUUAAAGAAAAAGUAACCUCGCCCACUUUUACUAUUUGUCAAAGAUAUCAGAUAAAAGAUAAUUAUUAUUUAAAUCAUUUCGACUUUUUUCGUCUCAAUACUAAUGACAAUUUAGAAAUUUUUCAAGAACAAGCAAUUGACAAUUUAAACAUUAUUGAAUGA